Messenger RNA from Prunus armeniaca (apricot), 1059 nucleotides. The record is from the annotation of a GenBank genome assembly. Lineage: Eukaryota; Viridiplantae; Streptophyta; Magnoliopsida; Rosales; Rosaceae.
AUGCAUGUUCGUGAAGGGGAAGAGGACACUAUGAAUGGUAGCAAUGAAGGGCCUACUUUUGAGGCUCCUGAAAAGGUAUCAUCAGAUGGUGAGCACAUCUCAGAUUUUGAUAGUGAAAGUGAGGGUGAUGGGGACGAUAUGGAAGGGGAUAAUGAAGGGACAAGUAAGUAUAGAAGGGCGGUGGACUUAAAGCAUCCUGAGUUUCAGCUUGGGAUGCAAUUUGAAAACAGAUAUGUUCUUAAAGAGGCACUAAGGGAAUAUUCCAUUAUUCAUGGAAGGAAACUGUACUUUAAAAAAAAUGACAAGACGAGAGUAAAGGCAAUUUGCGAAGGAGGAUUAAAAUGUCCACUUGUGGGAGAAGUUUCGAAGUCCUAUCAUGUGAGGGUGUCCAAAACAGCAAAGAGAUUGGCUAAAGCACAAAUUGAAGGAAACUAUAUACAGCAAUAUGCACGGUGGUGGGACUAUGCAGAGCAGUUGAAGAAUACCAACAAAGGGGUUUUAGAAGGGUGCAGGCCUGUAAUUGGGGUUGAUGCUUACCAUUUGAAAGGUCCUUAUCCUGGGCAAAUAUUGACUGAUGUAGGAGUUUAUGGUAAUAAUGGUAUUUUCCCAAUUGCAUAUGAUGUGGCUGAGAUUGAAAACAAGGACUCGUGGAUUUGGUUUCUGUAUUUGUUGAUUGAAGAUUUAGGUAUUACAAAUGGUUUAUCAUGGGUUUUCAUAAGUAAUAAGCAAAAAGGCAUCAUACUUGCCAUUGCACAUGUACUACCAAUUGCAGAGCAUAGGAUGUGCGUCACGCACUUGUACAAUAAUUUCAUAGCAACACAUCUUGGUCUCACUCUUAAACACAUGUUGUGGGCAGCUGCCAGAGCCACUACUAUUCCUUGGUGGGAAGCAGAAAUGGAGAAGAUGAAGGAAGAAGACUUGGAAGCUUGGAAAUGGUUAGUGCAGAGACCACCCAAAAAUUGGACUAGAUCUCAUUUUCAUCCAAGGAUGGCUAAUCGAAGGACUGCUUGUUGUAAAUUGAAAUACCCUGUUGGAUCAAGGAUAUUCAAAAUAAUUUAG